Messenger RNA from Cryptococcus wingfieldii CBS 7118, 423 nucleotides. RefSeq lists its product as hypothetical. Bases 1 to 423 code for a protein of 140 amino acids. The transcript has 3 exons. The record is from RefSeq and is a predicted model, not a curated record. Lineage: Eukaryota; Fungi; Basidiomycota; Tremellomycetes; Tremellales; Cryptococcaceae.
AUGUACGCUGCUACAGCCGCCAAAGGGGUUGUGGAGGACCACCAACGAGACCUUGCGCGAAAGCGCGAAGCCGCUGGCGAGCAGGUCGAAUCUAGGUUUUUCAAGCACGUUGCCGGAGACAAGUGGAUGCCCAAGCUGGAUGUUGACAACUUGCCCAAGGACAGGACGGAGAUGGAGAGUACUGUGAGAAAGUGGAUUUUCGGAGACAAGAACCCGCUCGACUUUGCGGAGAAUGGAAGUGCAAAGGCGUCUCCCAAGAAGCAGCCUCUGAAUGUUGCUACUGGAGCUGGUGCUGGCGUGGCUUCGUCCGGCGCGAGCUUUGCGGGCUCUACUUCGAGCACUAUCACUCCUCCUUCCUCUGCGACCGCCCCCGGCCCUCCCGUCGGUCAGCAGUUCGACCACCCCGUCUCCCCAAAAGUUUAA